CACUGCCACUUUCUGAGCCAUCUCAAUCAGAACCAACCCCAUUCGACACAACGCCAUCAACGCAUAUAGCUUCGCACAAAUACCCAUACCAGGCCUCCUCAGGCCACACUUCCGCCACCAUGGCGCUCGACACUUUCUUCCACAACAAGAUUGAGAGCAUGAAGCUCGAGAUCAUCCAGGGCCAGGCAGUGUUACGACGAUUAGAGGCACAGCGCAACGAAUACAACAGCCGAGUGCGAUUACUCCGAGAAGAGCUGGGUCUGCUCCAGCAACCUGGUAGCUAUGUCGGUGAGGUCGUCAAGGUGAUGGGCACCAAGAAAGUGCUGGUCAAGGUGCAUCCUGAAGGCAAAUACGUGGUCGACAUCGCAGAUAACAUCGACAUCUCAAAACUCACUGCCGGCAAACGUGUCACCCUCCUCUCCGAUUCUUACAAACUCUCAUCGCUCCUCCCGUCCUCCGUCGACCCGCUCGUAUCGCUCAUGAUGGUCGAGAAGGUACCCGACAGCACAUACGACAUGAUUGGAGGGUUGGAUGAGCAGAUCAAGCAGAUCAAGGAAGUCAUCGAACUUGGUCUGAAGCAUCCCGAACUCUUCGAAUCGCUCGGUAUCGCGCAACCGAAGGGUGUCUUGCUUUAUGGUCCGCCAGGUACAGGAAAGACGCUGCUAGCAAGAGCAGUGGCCCAUCACACUGACUGCAAGUUCAUCCGUGUCUCGGGCUCGGAGCUGGUGCAGAAGUACAUCGGAGAGGGAUCGCGCAUGGUGAGAGAGCUCUUCGUCAUGGCCAGAGAGCAUGCACCAUCAAUCAUCUUCAUGGACGAGAUUGAUUCCAUCGGUUCAUCACGUGUGGAAGGCUCGUCCGGUGGUGACUCCGAAGUCCAGCGAACCAUGCUGGAACUCCUCAACCAACUGGAUGGAUUCGAGCCUACCAAGAACAUCAAGGUCAUCAUGGCCACCAAUCGUCUCGAUAUUCUCGACCCUGCCCUUCUUCGUCCCGGACGUAUCGACCGAAAGAUUGAGUUCCCACCGCCAACGACCGAAGCCAGAGCCGACAUUCUCCGCAUCCACUCGCGAAGCAUGAACUUGACGAGAGGCAUCAAUCUCACCAAGAUCGCUGAAAAGAUGAAUGGAUGCUCUGGAGCUGAGCUGAAGGGGGUGUGUACAGAAGCAGGCAUGUACGCGCUGAGAGAGCGAAGAGUUCAUGUGACGCAGGAGGAUUUCGACUUGGCAACUGCGAAGGUGUUGAACAAGCACGAUGAUAAGGAGAUGAGUUUGAGCAAGCUGUGGAAGUAGAUGAAGAGCGGGGAAGAGCAAGAAGCUUGUAUUAUACUUACAUGCAUCGCGUGCACUCCGGAUCAGGUAGGUCUGCACUGAAUGAUAGAGAGUGUACUUAAAGUAAACAGACUUCACGAGCA
This is a messenger RNA of Pseudocercospora fijiensis CIRAD86, 1411 nucleotides long. RefSeq lists its product as uncharacterized. The coding region runs from base 120 to 1289 and encodes 389 amino acids. The transcript is spliced from 2 exons. Gene Ontology annotation, cellular component: proteasome regulatory particle, base subcomplex. The record is from RefSeq and is a predicted model, not a curated record. Gene Ontology annotation, biological process: proteasome-mediated ubiquitin-dependent protein catabolic process. Gene Ontology annotation, molecular function: ATP binding; proteasome-activating activity; ATP hydrolysis activity. NCBI's taxonomy places the organism in Eukaryota, Fungi, Ascomycota, Dothideomycetes, Mycosphaerellales, Mycosphaerellaceae.